AUGUCCUCUGCCAUAGUAUUAGUGAUUUACAGCGCUAGACCAGUGGCUGGAUACAUUCCCAAACGCUUCGCCGACAUCGUAGUCGGCAUCGUCAGUGAGAGGCGCCAUCGUGGGCACAGAAUCACAACCUAUCAACUGUUGUGGCAUCGCUCCUCGUCUCUAUUUUUUGCUCUACCUUCUAGUGCCGUAUCUUUUUCUCUCAACCCCACUUCACAUCGUUCAUUCACCUAUUCAUACAAUUCUAUGCUCGCUUUUCCUCAAAUGUCGUCUAAGAGUGUGUCGCUACAAGUGGGUUUAGUGAAGCGUAAUAAUCUACACUAUCUGUACCAGAUGCUGUUUGCAGGGCUGCCCCACUUUUUUUCUCAUCCGCUUGUCAAUUGGCAGCUGCUAAACCUCAAAACCACCGUUUGGCUGUCUGAAAUCUGGCUGCCUAAGAACCCUCGAUUCCCGUCCUCGAUUACGUCCUAUUCGAGGAUUUAG
Protopolystoma xenopodis is the source of this 480-nucleotide messenger RNA. NCBI's taxonomy places the organism in Eukaryota, Metazoa, Platyhelminthes, Monogenea, Polystomatidea, Polystomatidae. The record is from the annotation of a GenBank genome assembly.